Sinocyclocheilus rhinocerous is the source of this 684-nucleotide messenger RNA. Its product is annotated as RNA-directed DNA polymerase homolog. Lineage: Eukaryota; Metazoa; Chordata; Actinopteri; Cypriniformes; Cyprinidae. The record is from RefSeq and is a predicted model, not a curated record. Bases 1 to 684 code for a protein of 227 amino acids. Gene Ontology annotation, molecular function: zinc ion binding; nucleic acid binding. The transcript has 2 exons.
AUGCAAAUGGACUCCGCUCGAUUAUCCUGCAUGGAGCGUGCUCGCCGCCUCGCAACUGGACAGUGUCUGUACUGUGCCUCCCCGGAUCAUUUCAUCAGAAACUGCCCCGUGAGACCUCCACGCCCAGCGGUGGAGGAUUACAUCAAAGGGGCUCUCCAACAGGGUUUCUUCCGGCCUUCCACAUCACCCGCCGCCUCAAGCUUCUUCUUCGUGGGCAAAAAGAACGGAGGCUUGAGGCCAUGCAUCGACUACCGAGCCCUGAACUCCCAGAUGGUGAAGCUGCCGUAUCCACUUCCUCUGGUCCCAGCCGCCCUCGAGGAACUCCGUGGAGCCCGCAUAUUCUCCAAACUAGACCUGCGGAGCGUGUAUAACCUCGUUCGAGUCCGGGCGGGCGAUGAGUGGAAGACGGCAUUCAUCACACCCUCAGGCCACUACGAAUAUCGGGUCAUGCCAUAUAGCCUAUCCAACUCACCGUCCGUCUUCCAAUGCUUCAUGAACGAGGUGUUCCGGGAGUUCCUCCAUCAGUUCGUGAUUGUCUACAUCGACGACAUCCUUAUAUACUCCCGGAACCUGGACAAACAUCGCCACCAUGUAACGCAGGUCCUUCAGCGGCUCAGAGAACACCAUCGAUAUCUGAAGUUGGAGAAAUGUGAAUUCCAUCGCUCCACGGUACAGUUCCUCUGA